AUGGUUGGUCUCACCCGUGUACUUCCAGCUGCAAGGCAGUCUUAUGCACUUGCUCGACAACUUGGUUAUCGAUCCAUCUCCUCCAAUUCUUACGUGUGGCGUUCAGGUGAUAAUGUAUCAAGAACAGGCUUCCUUAGUGUGGGUAUUCGCCGCGAAGAUAAGAGUCGUUGGGAGAGACGAUCACCUUUGACUCCAGAGGCUGUCAAGGAUCUUAUUGAGCAAACUGGAGCACAAGUCUAUAUUCAGCCGAGUACUAAGCGCAUCUUUACUGACAAUGCCUAUGUCAAGGCAGGUGCUACGUUGACUGAAGAUCUCUCGCCUGCCGAUGUUAUUUUGGGAAUCAAGGAAGUGCCAACAUCCAAAUUGUUGCCUGGCAAGACAUACGUCUUCUUUUCACAUACGCACAAGGGCAAAAAGGAGAACAUGCCUAUGCUCAAGGAUAUCCUGGAUAAGAAAAUACGCUUGAUCGAUUAUGAGCUUAUCAAGGAUCCCGAGUCUGGAAAGCGAUUAGUGGCCUUUGGGCGUUUUGCAGGCAAUGCAGGCAUGGUGGAUGGUUUGCAUGGCAUGGCACACCGCUUCCUUGGGCUUGGUUACAACAUGCCUUUGAUGUAUUUAUCUAUGGCUCAUAGCUACCGUAGUGUAGCAUCAGCUAAGCUUGCAGUACGAAAAGCUGGUAACCUUAUAGAAGAGGAAGGCACGCCUAGCGAUUUUGGCCCACUCGUGUUUGGAUUUACUGGUGCUGGAAACGUGGCUCAGGGUGCCUUGGAGAUUUUCAAGGAACUUCCCCAUGAGUUUGUUCCCGCUGAAGAUUUGCCCAAGCUUGUGAAGGAUAAGAAUCCCCGAUUAAAGAAGGUUUAUGGUGUGCAACUAGAAACAAAAGACUAUAUUCGCAACAAGACGGGUGCACCUUUAGCGUCGCAUCAUGAUUACUUGAUCGCACCAUAUGUCAACUCGGUUGUCACGGGAGCAUACUGGGAUCAGCGCUAUCCACGACUCAUGAGCAAUGAGGAUCUUGCCCAAUUCCAACGACUACAAAAACAAGGUUCAAUCGAUAAGGGCAAGAUGAUGUCGCUGGUGGAUAUCGUGUGUGACCCAAGGGGUGCAUUUGAGUGCUUGUCUCGUACAGCCAAUAUUGAAGAUGGCUUUUACUAUUACGACGCGAUCAAGAAUGUUGAACAUCAAAAUGUUGAAAAGGAUGGCAUUCAAAUCAUGGGUAUCGAUAUCCUUCCUGCUGAACUUCCAAUCGAAAGCAGUGAGCAUUUUAGCCAGGUCUUGUAUCCAUUCAUCAAGGAUUUGAUCCAUCCUUCCACCAACGACUUUAAGAACUUGCCAUCGGUCCUUGCUAAUGCCACUAUCGCCGACAAUGGAAAGCUUCUUGGUGAACACUCCUCUCUCAAUACCCAUAUCGCCCAACAAAAGGAGAAGCAGACCGUUCUACUCCUUGGAUCGGGCAUGGUGGCUCGCCCAUUAGUCCAACACUUACUUCGUCGAUCCAACGUGCGCGUUGUCAUUGCUAGCAAUGCUCUUAGCGAAGCUGAAAGUUUGGCUUCUCAAUGCCAGGCCGCUAGUAACCAGGAGGGUGGUGAAACAGAAGCCGUGCAAUUGGAUAUCUCUGAUAAGGAAAAGCUUGGAAACCUAGUCUCUGGAGCCGAUGUUGUUGUGAGUUUGGUGCCUGCAUUUUUGCAUGACACUGUUGCCAAGACCUGCAUUGACCACCGCAAGCACAUGGUGACAGCAAGCUACGUAUCUCCGGAGAUGGAAAAGUUGGAUGACGAUGCAAAGCGUGCAGGAAUUACCAUCAUGAACGAGGUCGGGCUGGAUCCUGGUAUCGAUCACAUGUCGGCAAUGAAAAUCAUUGAUGAAGCAAAGGCACAUGGCAAAAAGGUGCGCUCGUUUGUGUCGUGGUGUGGUGGUCUCCCAGCACCUGAAGCAUCCAAUGUGCCAUUGGGUUACAAGUUUAGUUGGUCACCUCGUGGCGUACUCACUGCCAGUGGCAAUGACGCUGUCUAUUGGGCUGAUGGCAAGCAACACAAUAUCGCAGGCGUUGAUUUGCUCAAACAACAUUUCCCAUCUGUGCGCACACCAUUCCAAGGAUUCACCUUUGAAGGCUUGGCCAACCGAGAUUCGCUCAAAUACACCGAUAUCUAUGGAUUAGGAAACUUGAAUGACAUGGAUACUAUGUUCCGUGGCACCUUGCGUUAUCAGGGAUACUCUGAUUUGCUUUAUGCAUUUAGAAAGCUUGGUUUCCUUUCUUUGAAUGAAGACUUUACAUCACUUGUUUCAUCUUGGGGUAAACAAGCAAACGAUGUCCUAGCUGGUGAUAAAAAGGCCUUGGCACAAAUGCUACAUCUUGAUCAAGACAACCCUGUGAUUGAUCGCACCGUUGAUGCAAUGCGCUUCCUAUUCACUUCAGGUGUUCCCGACAGCAUGUACAAGGCACCCACAUCGCUCGAUGCGUUCUCGAUUAUCCUCGCUAAUAGAUUGGCUUAUAAACCUGGUGAGCGAGAUAUGACGGCCAUGCAGCACGAAUUUGUGAUUGAAGAUAGAGUCACCAACAAAACGGAGACGGUCAUUUCUACAUUGAUCGAUUAUGGCGUCCCUAACGGCGAGACUGCUAUGGCAAAAACGGUCGGCUUACCAGCAGCAAUGGCAACUGAGCUUAUUCUUGACAACAAGAUCCAUGAUCGUGGUGUCUUGAGACCCAUCUCUCCUGAUGUCUACUUGCCUAUUUUGGAUCAACUCGAAGAACAAGGCGUGCGUUUCGUUGAACAAACAAUUGAAGGACAUCGUAGACCCCUUUCUGAUGCUACUGGUAGUGGAUUGUGGGCAGCUUAG
Molecule: messenger RNA, 2835 nt
Organism: Lichtheimia ornata
Lineage: Eukaryota; Fungi; Mucoromycota; Mucoromycetes; Mucorales; Lichtheimiaceae
Exons: 18
Coding region: 1-2835 (944 amino acids)
Cellular component (GO): cytoplasm
Molecular function (GO): saccharopine dehydrogenase activity
Source: RefSeq, a predicted model, not a curated record